GGUUAGUUUCCAGCACAGUCCACCGCCAAGUUCCCCUCUUUCCCCUUCUCCCCUCCCCAAAACCUCCAUCUUGUGACCUCCUCGCCGCCGGCCAAUCGGGCAUCCGCGAUGGCCUACCUCCCGCCUCACCGGCGCCACUCCAGCAGCACCGAGCCCCCUUCGCCGCCCACCUCCUCCCUGCAGUCCCUCUCCAUCUCCUCCAACCCUCGAGGGCGCCACCACCUCCGCCCGUCCAACAACAAGAUCAUCCACGCCGCGGGCUGCGUCUCCCGCUGGUCCCCGCUCCCGCCCUUCCCACCGGGCUCCGACGACGCCGAAUCUUCCCGCCUCGUUCCCUUCCCCUGCGAUCCCAUCGAGCGAAAGACCGGCGCCAAGCCCCUCGUCCUCGCCCCCUCCUCCCCAAAAAUCUCCCCCGGCUCCACGGAGGCCGCGGUCGCGGCCAUCGUCGACAGGUUCUUUCCGGACCUCCUAGCCGCGGCGGAGAGGGCGACGGCGACGGCGCACGAUGCGCCGCCCACGGAAGACGAGGAGGUGAAGCUGAGCCUCUUGGCAAGGGUGGGCAAGGUCCUGUUCCAACCCGGACCUAGCGGCGGACCCGUCUCCCUAGACUCUGUUCGCGACGCAGCAAAAGCAGGGGCAGAAGGAUCCAAGAGCCAGGUCCGUAAAUCGUUCUAUACGAAUUUGCCCGGCAAGUGUGUGGAUGAGAUUGGGCAAUAUAUUGGGAAGCUGACGGAUCUGGAGUUCGAUUCAUCAAAAGAGCACUACCAUGUCAAGGUGUUUGACAAGCAGCGAAGUGAUUCCACCAUGUCUUGCAAAUGCACCGUGCAAGAGGAUGGGAAGCUUGCAAUCCACAAGGUUGAAUUGAACCAGAUACGGCAGCUGGUGGAAGACAUAUCCUGCCUGUUUAAUGAUCUUGAUUUAAGGCUGAUGUUGAGUACGAAAAGGAUCCUGAAAAACAUAGACCCUGAAGUGGAAGAUGCCAUAAAGAGCUUAGUAUCUUCAGCCAUUGUUGAUCCUGAUGCCAAAGGGGGACUUAGAUGGGCAUUUGGGAAUGAGUCGAUUGGUGAGAGGUUCAGCAUAGUUGGAGUGUGGCAUACAAGCUAUAAAGCUUUCAGGAAUAAAACCUUAAGGUUGAAGCUAAGGUGUGCUGACCGGUUUGACCACCGCAGCUCCACCGGAGAGAUUUCCAAUGAAGUUACCUUCAAGCUAACUGGCAUAUCCAAGAGACUGCAGGAUGGGAAUCAAGAGGUGGACACUCUGAAGGGGAUGUUGGAGUCUGCGGUGCAGAUGAUCUGGGAUACUGUUUUGACCUAUAAGAUCUAGCCUUGAGCUUGGGUAUGCUGACAAGUACAUCGCAUUGUCAUUUUGUGCUUUGGUCUUCCUUGCUACUGCAAUGGGUGUGGGUUUGCUGGCCCACUUUAUAUAGAGUUUAUUAUAGUAAUGAACCACUGAAUUACCAUGCUGGUUAACCGCACGGAAAUGCGGUGCGUGCUACUA
Messenger RNA from Hordeum vulgare subsp. vulgare (domesticated barley), 1497 nucleotides. RefSeq lists its product as uncharacterized. Lineage: Eukaryota; Viridiplantae; Streptophyta; Magnoliopsida; Poales; Poaceae. The record is from RefSeq and is a predicted model, not a curated record. Bases 109 to 1323 code for a protein of 404 amino acids. The transcript has 6 exons.